Molecule: messenger RNA, 1370 nt
Organism: Klebsormidium nitens
Lineage: Eukaryota; Viridiplantae; Streptophyta; Klebsormidiophyceae; Klebsormidiales; Klebsormidiaceae
Source: the annotation of a GenBank genome assembly
AUGCCUUGGAGCUCUGUAUGUAUUACUGCUUUUUGCCACAGUAGGAGUUUUCUAUUGGCUGUGGUUGAAGGUGUGCGCCCCCCAAAGAUGGCGCCCCCGCGGCACGGCCGCUACACCGUCGAGCCCGUGACCUUCCAGAGCGAGGGCGUGGAACUGGUGGGCAAUCUGUACCUUCCUCAGGGGGGUGACGUCAGCAAAGCGCCAGCUGUUGCGAUCCUGGGGCCCUUCUGUUAUGUCAAAGAACAGGCACCGGUUCAGUACGCAACCAGGCUCGCUGAUGAGGGGUUUGUGGCUCUGGCGUUUGACUGCCGGACGCAUGGGGCGAGUAAGGGAGAACCGCGGAGAUUGGAGGAGCCGCAGAACAAGGUGGUGGAUUUGGGCAGUGCGAUUGAGUUCCUGAAGAGCCGGCCCGAGGUUGACGCAGACAAGAUUGCGGCGCUUGGGGUCUGCGAGGGCGCUUCGGAGGUCAUGGUUGCGGCUGCCUCUAAUCCGAACAUCAAAGCGGCGGCUGUGGUCAGUGGCCAUUAUCGCGAGCAUGAUAACGACGUGGCGCUUAUCGGAGGGCUGGAGCUCCUGGGGGGGGAGAUCAAGGUGGAGGAAGCGGAGGCGCGGCUGCAGCAGCGGAGUGAGAAGGCGAAGGCUGCCCUGGAGAAGUACCAGGCGACUGGGGAGGUUGAGUACAUUCCGAUCGUUGAUCCCCUCCGCAAGGACGUGGGCCUCCCCUGGAAGCCCAUCUGGGAUUGGUACCAUGGCUGGGCCGAUCGCGGCAUCUGGGAGAACCGGGUGGCGCUCAUGAGCUACGUCAGGUACAUGGAGUUCGAGUCGCUCAACGCUGGCGCCGCCCAGUUGAAGGUCCCGACCAUCAUGAUCCACGGCGAGUUCUCGGACGGGCCGCCGUCAGCUUACAAGCACUUCGAGACGAUCGCGAGCGAGAAGAAGAAGUUGGUCAAGGAAGACGGCGUUAACCAUUUCCAGUUCUACGAGGACCCGGCUGUGAUCGACAAGGCGGUCGGGAAUGCGGCAGAGUUUCUGCUCGAGCACCUGGGUUAAGCUGACGGGUGGUUAGGAUUUGACCUGGUCCGCAGCAAUUUGGCAACAACUUCUUGUGCGCGCGUUGCUUAGCUAUUGUAUUAUCUGAUCAAAGGCAAUUGCCAUUGUGGCUUUUUGAUUUUGCUGCCGUGCCCUGUGAUCCAAGACUUCUGUCAUAGUAGAAGUACAGCAUACUGCAGUACGUUGAUGUAGAAGACUGCGAGAGCCCAGACUCCCUGAUGGACGAGAUGAAAAAUCUUGCAAUUAUCGAACCAAAUACGUAAGGACACAAUCGGGACUAAUUAUGUGGAUUGUGCAACGUACGUUGCCAACUGUCGAAC